Messenger RNA from Ogataea haglerorum, 321 nucleotides. RefSeq lists its product as uncharacterized. The transcript has a single exon. The record is from RefSeq and is a predicted model, not a curated record. Lineage: Eukaryota; Fungi; Ascomycota; Pichiomycetes; Pichiales; Pichiaceae. The coding region runs from base 1 to 321 and encodes 106 amino acids.
AUGGACCAGCUCAGCCAUAUGAACAGGAAGAUGAAGCUAAUGACGUAUGCCGCGAAUCCUUUGUAUUCCGCCUGGGACGUGAUGUUCGUCGAGACAGUCACGUCCGACUCUCUGGCCAAUGCGUCUGAGAUAAAUGCUAGAUUUUCGGAUGUGGAGUUGGCGGUGGCAUUGAUCAGGCUUGACGUCGAGUGGUUGGUGCUCAGAUUGUACAAGGACGGAAUCAGCGAGGUGAUUGAGGAAGUGGACAGGGAUAUCAUUCUAUUUGCUGCAAACGGAGACGAGCUAGCGUGCCUUGGAGGCGGCGGCACCAACAGUGCCUGA